CAAUGUUCAAUAGAGGGAUCAAUGGAAUAGGAAUCUUAAUAAACUUGAACUCUAACCCCGCUUUCUGACGUCACCGCUGCACUACCUCAUCGGCGUGGGGGGGGGAGGUGUGUUCCCCGCUAGUGACGUCAUGUCACCUGCUGCCGCGUGACGUCACGAGACACCAGGAAGCUGCCGUACUCAACGCGCGCGCUCACUGUGAGCCGAGAUAUUAAGGGCUGAUCAGGCGAGGCAUUGGCUAGAGAAGAGAUUGGAGGAUGUGGAGGUGAUCGGACCUGCCGAUGACUGGUGCCAGGAGCGGAGAUCGGCCUCUGUGGAGGAGGCCCGUGAGAAUUGGUCUGAUGAAGCAACGGCACUCGGCGCAGCUCGGUACAAAAAAGAAACAAUGCGACCAGUGUUCAUACAGCACGGAUAGUACUGGAAGUUUGGCACAGCACAAGAGAAUGCACACAGGAGAGAAACCCUUCAAGUGCAUUGUGUGUGAGAAGGCAUUUGCAGAGUCAUCGCAUCUUAAAAGACACCAGAGAACACACACGGGAGAGAAAACCUUCAAGUGCAGUGUGUGUGAGAAGGAAUUUGCAGAGUCAUCACAUCUUAAAAAACACCAGAGGACACACAGGGGAGAGAACCCCUUCAAGUGCAGUGUGUGUGAAAAGGCAUUUGCAGAGUUAUCACAUCUUAAAAACCACCAGAGAACACACACAGGAGAGAAACCCUUCAAGUGCAGUGUCUGUGAGAAGGCAUUUGCACAUUCAUCAGGUCUUCAGAUCCACCAGAGAACACACACAGGAGAGAAACCCUUCAAGUGCACUGUGUGUGGAAGCGCAUUUGCACGGUCAUCAAAUCUUCAGAUCCACCAGAGAAGGCACACAGGAGAGAAACCCUUCAAGUGCACUGUCUGUGAGAAGACAUUUUCACAGUCGUCAGUUCUUCAGAGCCACCAGAGAACACACACAGGAGAGAAACCCUUCAAGUGCACUGUCUGUGAGAAGGCAUUUGCACAUUCAUCAGGUCUUCAGAUCCACCAGAGAACACACACAGGAGAGAAACCCUUCAAGUGCACUGUCUGUGAGAAGACAUUUUCACAGUCGUCAGUUCUUCAGAGCCACCAGAGAACACACACAGGAGAGAAACCCUUCAAGUGCACUGUCUGUGAGAAGGCAUUUGCACAUUCAUCAGGUCUUCAGAUCCACCAGAGAACACACACAGGAGAGAAACCCUUCAAGUGCACUGUGUGUGGAAGCGCAUUUGCACGGUCAUCAGAUCUUCAGAGACACAAGAGAAGGCACACAGGAGAGAACCCCUUCAAGUGCACUCUGUGCAGGAAGGCGUUUGCACGGUCAUCACGUCUUCAAACACACCAGAGGACACACACAGGAGAAAAACCCUUCAAGUGCACUGUGUGUGAGAAGGAAUUUUCACAGUCAUCAAAUCUUAAAAUACACCAGAGAACGCACACAGGAGAGAAACCCUUCAAGUGCAGUGUGUGUGGGAAGGCAUUUGCAGAGUCAUCACGUCUUAAAAUACACCAGAGAACACACACAGGAGAGAAACCCUUCAAGUGCACUGUGUGCGGGAAGGCGUUUACACGGUCAUCGUUUCUUCACAACCACCAGAGAACACACACAGGAGAGAAACCCUUCAAGUGCAGUGUGUGUGAGAAGGCAUUUGCAAAGUCAGCAGUUCUUCAGAGACACCAGAGAUCACACACAGGAGAGAAACCCUUCAGGUGCACUGUGUGUGGGAAGGCAUUUGCAGAGUCAUCACAUCUUAAAAGACACCAGACAACACACACAGGAGAGAAACCCUUCAAGUGCACUGUGUGUGAGAAGGCGUUUUCAAGUUCAUCUGAUCUUAAAAGACACCAGAGAACACACACAGGAGAGAAACCCUUCAAGUGCAGUGUGUGUGAGAAGGCAUUUGCAGAGUCAGCAGUUCUUCAGAGACACCAGAGAUCACACACAGGAGAGAAACCCUUCAGGUGCACUGUGUGUGAAAAGGCAUUUGCAGAAUCAGCAGUUCUUCAGAGACACCAGAGAUCACACACAGGAGAGAAACCCUUCAGGUGCACUGUGUGUGGGAAGACAUUUUCAGGUUCAUCUGAUCUUAAAAAACACCAGAAAACACACACAGGAGAGAACCCCUUCAAGUGCACUGUGUGUGAGAAGGCAUUUGCAGAGUCAUCACAUCUUAAAAAACACCAGAGAACACACACAGGAGAGAACCCCUUCAAGUGCACUAUGUGUGAGAAGGCAUUUUCACGGUCAUCAGGUCUUCAGAUCCACCAGAGAAGGCACACAGGAGAGAAACCCUUCAAGUGCAGUGUGUGUGAGAAGGCAUUUGCAGAGUCAUCACAUCUUAAAAGACACCAGAGAACACACACAGGAGAGAACCCCUUUAAGUGCCCUGUGUGUGAGAAGACAUUUUCACAGUCGUCAGUUCUUCAGAGCCACCAGACAACACACACAGGAGAGAAUCCUUUCAAGUGCACUGUGUGUGGGAAGGCAUUUUCAAGUUCAUCUGAUCUUAAAAAACACCAGAGAACACACACAGGAGAGAAACCCUUCAAGUGCACUGUCUGUGAGAAGGCAUUUUCAAGUUCAUCUGAUCUUAAAAGACACCAGAGAACACACACAGGAGAGAACCCCUUCAAGUGCACUGUGUGUGAGAAGGCAUUUGCAGAGUCAUCACAUCUUAAAAAACACCAGAGAACACACACAGGAGAGAAACCCUUCAAGUGCACUCUGUGCGGGAAGGCGUUUGCACGGUCAUCACAUCUUCAAAGACACCAGAGGACACACAGGGGAGAGAACCCCUUCAAGUGCAGUGUGUGUGAAAAGGCAUUUGCAGAGUUAUCACAUCUUAAAAACCACCAGAGAACACACACAGGAGAGAAACCCUUCAAGUGCAGUGUCUGUGAGAAGGCAUUUGCACAUUCAUCAGGUCUUCAGAUCCACCAGAGAACACACACAGGAGAGAAACCCUUCAAGUGCACUGUGUGUGGAAGCGCAUUUGCACGGUCAUCAAAUCUUCAGAUCCACCAGAGAAGGCACACAGGAGAGAAACCCUUCAAGUGCACUGUCUGUGAGAAGACAUUUUCACAGUCGUCAGUUCUUCAGAGCCACCAGAGAACACACACAGGAGAGAAACCCUUCAAGUGCACUGUCUGUGAGAAGGCAUUUGCACAUUCAUCAGGUCUUCAGAUCCACCAGAGAACACACACAGGAGAGAAACCCUUCAAGUGCACUGUCUGUGAGAAGACAUUUUCACAGUCGUCAGUUCUUCAGAGCCACCAGAGAACACACACAGGAGAGAAACCCUUCAAGUGCACUGUCUGUGAGAAGGCAUUUGCACAUUCAUCAGGUCUUCAGAUCCACCAGAGAACACACACAGGAGAGAAACCCUUCAAGUGCACUGUGUGUGGAAGCGCAUUUGCACGGUCAUCAGAUCUUCAGAGACACAAGAGAAGGCACACAGGAGAGAACCCCUUCAAGUGCACUCUGUGCAGGAAGGCGUUUGCACGGUCAUCACGUCUUCAAACACACCAGAGGACACACACAGGAGAAAAACCCUUCAAGUGCACUGUGUGUGAGAAGGAAUUUUCACAGUCAUCAAAUCUUAAAAUACACCAGAGAACGCACACAGGAGAGAAACCCUUCAAGUGCAGUGUGUGUGGGAAGGCAUUUUCAACUUCAUUUUAUGUUAAAGCACACCAGAGAAUACACACAGGAGAUAACCCCUUCAAGUGCAGUGUGUGUGAGAAGGAAUUUUCACAGUCAUCAAAUCUUAAAAAACACCAGAGAACGCACACAGGAGAGAAACCCUUCAAGUGCACUGUGUGUGGGAAGGCAAUUUCAAGUUCAUCUGAUCUUAAAAGGCACCAGGGAACACACACAGGAGAGAAACCCUUCAAUUGCACUGUCUGUGAGAAGGCAUUUUCACAGUCAUCAGUUCUGCAUCGACACCAGAGAACACACAGGCAUCAGAAGAUCGCCAAGGAGUGUAGUCUGAAAUCGACUUGUGAAAGUCAAAGUGCUGCAAUGAACCCAUCCCUCCUGAAAAAAGAACCAGAAGUGAAUUCUAGCUUGGACACUAUGAAAUGUUUCAAGGUGAAAUUUGAAGAGGUGACGGUGAAGAGUGAAGAAGUGAAGGUGAAAUGUGAAGAUGAAGAUUCAACUCCAAAACCGGACCUUCACAUCAAUGGAGGCAACGUGAAGCAGGAGGAGAAUUCCGACUGUGAGGCAGAGCGAGGCAACUCCCAGCAGUUUGUGGAAGUGGAGGUGUGGGUGGACUUCUUAGACAAUACAAAGUCAAAUGGAGACCCUGUAGAUGUGUAAGAUUGAGACAAUGAAGCCCGAAUAGAUUCACCUUUGUCACAGGCCUUUACUGAAAAUAACUCCAUACCUAGGUUCAACCUGCACAGCAAGAGCGCUCAGUAUUUGUGGACUUGUGGGUUGGGUAGAUCUUUAACUAGGGGAUCUGAAUUCUGAUACCUGAUAGAAUUACACUAAAACAACCAUUUUAUUUUCACAAUUGGUAAUAUACCCCUAGAUAAUUAAGCCGAGCCUAAUUUAAAUAAGCAUAUUUUAAUCAAAUGUCAUUUUUUUCAGCUGCCACAGCAAGAAAAAAUUAUUGCUGUGGUUUUCACACCUGAUGAUAAUUGUUGCAGUCACGAAAGCUUUAAAUCAAAAUUAAUGAAUACUUGUCUGAUUUUGUGCGUACAUGUGUAGUAGUCAUAGAUGGAGACGGAGUCGUAGUAGGAAUUAAACUCUUUUAUUUAUAUCCUUAACGAUUCCCUAGGUCCUUAACACGAAGGGGUAACGGUUCCUUUUACCCACAACCUAGGGAGGUACAGCCUCCGGGCUAGCUUACUCUAGCCUUGGGUCGAACUACUACUCUAGCCCUCCGGCUAGCUGGACCUAGGGGAGGCUGACCCACCGCUGGCACCGGUGGGUCUUUGACCACUGGCCCGUCCAGACCCGGCCCUGAGAAGGACGUCGGGCUGAGGGAACUUCAGGGCCCUAGCCUGCUGAUCACUGGCACCGCACUGAGCCCCGGCCCUCAGAAGGACGUCGGGGUUUGGGGUCCAGGAUCUCCUCUUCAGGCGGCUCCACGGCUUCGGCUUGAGACGAAUUGCCUCCUGGUCUCAGGAGCCCGCCUUUUAUACCAUUUCCCACCGAGGGGCGGGGGUUCCGAGGGAUCACAGAUCCCUCGCAGGCCCCUCCCCUCAGGAGAGGUGCUGGUCACAGGGAGCCCAACAAUCUGUGCUUGUUCGACCCCACUUUCUGUCUAGGACCAGGGUUCUGGGGGAUCCCAUACACACACACACUUCACAGCCUCUACCCCUCAGGCGGGGUCUCCAUCAGGGUUAUGAAUGACCUCGCUCUGGUAGUUACUGUGUAGCAUGUGCGUGUUUACAGAGUGACCACCACACAUGUAACAUUUUGUCUAUAC
Molecule: messenger RNA, 5454 nt
Organism: Petromyzon marinus (sea lamprey)
Lineage: Eukaryota; Metazoa; Chordata; Hyperoartia; Petromyzontiformes; Petromyzontidae
Source: RefSeq, a predicted model, not a curated record